This is a messenger RNA of Dicrocoelium dendriticum, 5267 nucleotides long. NCBI's taxonomy places the organism in Eukaryota, Metazoa, Platyhelminthes, Trematoda, Plagiorchiida, Dicrocoeliidae. The record is from the annotation of a GenBank genome assembly.
GAAAUCUGUACUGCAGAACCCCGCCCGAGGAGCAAUUUUCGACGUGCAACCAAACGUUGUGCAAUCAAACCUGCCUAAAUGACAUAGCAAGCAGCAUUUUCUUCUUUCACACAUAUUUGGGGAGAUUUAUUUAUUCACAUUUACUUGGUUCGCAGCUGGCCUCACGCGCGUUCGAUAACAAGUCAUGAUAACGUACGUGCUCUAUUAAUGUGAGCGCGGUUAAAAUGAACCAUGAUCCAAAGGGAAGUGAAAAUAGUAUUGGCAACAUUUACUUUUGUACCGGAAAGCCGGAUACGUUACUUGACAUGUCCUCAUCAAAUAAGAAGCAUGGUGUAAAUGAUCGCCACUUUCAUGUCAACGGUGUUUAUACGCGGCACCCAAGUCCAAACCAUAUCCAGCCUUGGAACAAAUCAUCACGUCGACCAGCUUCAAACAUUUUAACAAAGGUAGCAAAUACAACCUACCUUGAUGGAUUAAUUAAGACAUACCAGACACAAUAUAUCCGAACUCUCGCGAAUAGCCGACGGGGAGAAUCAAUGAUACGCCGCAAUGUUUCGAAAAGUGAACAGCCACCUAAUAUUGGCCUGAAGGAUAAGCUGCUCAGGACAGCUGAGGAUGCGGUUCUACAACCACGUUUCCGUUCCGUGGGGCAUGUUCUAUGUCGACGUAAGCCAACUGAUGCCAAUGCGGAGUCGUUACCUUUGAGUCCCUAUUGUUUUGUUCGGUCUGAAUCAGCCAACCACCAGCAAAGCUCAAUUCAUUUUCCUGAAAAUAGUAUACAAAGUAACUCUGUUCGUCCGAACUUGUUUAAUGGAAACUCCGCUUCACUUGCAAUUAGAGAGAGUUCUGAUAAACGCCCUGGUAGACUAAGGCGUACGAAAAAACUUGAAUGCAUGUCACCUAUUGUCCAGCGCGUCCGAUCCGGCGAAUUCAUUCCAAACGGUAGAAAAAGUGUUUCCUCGGCAAUUCCUGAAUACAAAUCAAGUUUGCUGGAUUCAUUGCAUCCGAAAAGCAUUCAUAGCAACUUGGUUCAACGCAGUAAUUUUCACAAAUUCUUAGUCAGGCCCCUUGUCACCCACACCAACACCAAACAUGAGAUGCCUGAGGAAAGCUUGCAGGUAGAUGCUGGAGGGGCAUCAGGGGGUAACUCCUACAAGAGCUUAAAAGAACAAUUGCAAAAAGUCAGAAAAGAUCUCAUUGAAAAGUCCUUACUGUAUUCAGAUUCGUCUGAUCAGUGCUUAACAUCAUUUCGUCAAUCAAAUAAAAACGACCCUUUCAGCAACGUGCGAGUGCUGACCACUUUACCAAUUUAUUACACUUUGUCGGUGAUUGACCCAAAAGUGGAACAAAUCCCUAUUCUACGAAGGCCGCUAAACAGCUUUAUGGUGCUACCAAAAUACGCUAAAUUGACUGAAACACACCAUGCAUUGCACAAGCUGAUUACAUUGGACCUUUGCGAGGAGAUCCGUCUGCCUACCACAACCGAAAUUGGCAUGAACAUGCCAUUAGUCGAAACCGAGCUGAACUUGGUUUACUCAGCAGGGCUGAUCAAGACACAUUAUUCUGCUGUCCUCUACCAAGUUCUGAAAGGCAAGAAGAUUUUGCCGAAAGAAGCGAGGAAAUAUUCCCAACAAGAUAAACAGCUAGAACAAAACCAGGACGGCGUUGGCAUUGAUCAUAAUUUGAAAAUCUCCAGUCCAUCAAAACUAGUUAAACUUGAUAGUGUGUCUGGCACCGACAACGAUGAAGCACUUGAUGAGUUGUCAAGAAAAGUGGAACGCCCAGGUGAACAGUUGGAUGUCGCGGAAAGCAAAUCAGAUGUCACAAGCUCUGUUCGAAGUGACGUAACACUGUUCGAAAAUUAUGAAUAUCAAAUGAACGAAGAAGCCAUCGCUUCUACCAGCGAUGCAAGCUACUCUGAUUCCAUGCAAGAACUGAGUGAUGGGGAGCUGCUUACAGUUAAUAAACUUUUGCAGCACUCUCCACCUACUGUUGACGACAUUAUACAAUCUACCGCGAAGUCCGUGCCCUUGAAUGAACCACAUAUGCGGAUCUUUACUUCAUCAUCGAGUUCUAAAUCUCCCUGCACUCCAGCAUACGGUUCUCGACUUCGAAAAGUGAACGACCAGUCUGUUACACCGGCAAACAAAGCAUCAGUUAGCCCGGAGCUACCCUCAGGCGUUUCAGCUAAUGUCACUAGAGCACAUACAGUACCACCGAGUAGACCACAAGGAGACACAUCCGAUGAUGGAGUUAUGCCCUACCAACUGGAUAAGACAAGCGAUGUCGAACGAAAAGACGGAGCUACGAAAUCGACCGCACGAUGUUUUACGGGAAACCAGUCUGUAGAGCACCGGGAUCUGACAAUCGAGAAGUCUUCUGAAUUACACGUUUUGGGAGAUACUACAUGCAUGUCAAAAAUUGAUGCUACUGAGUGUUCUACCGUUGAAGCAACAUUGUCCCAGAAGCCUGGGACACAAAAUGAAUCAGGCAUCUCCUGUAAGGAACUGAUGCAACAGCGACGGAGAGCUGCAGUAGAGAAAGAAGACAAGGGUGCGACGAAAACAAUCCACCCAGCUCUUAUUGCUUCUUUGUUUCCAAAUGUCCCUCCUGUAUUAAGAUUCGUUGAGGAAGGACAUAAAUUUGAAUCACUACCAUGGGAGUUCCGCAGAUUGUUGCGCUGGAGAGCCAGCCUACUUACACCGAUCGUUGUGAAACAGGCGCUGCUGAGAAGCGGGUUUCGAGUAUCCAGGCUGACCUCGACGUCAGAAGAUUUGGAAACAAUAGAAUCGUCCGAUUGGAUAUUCUAUUUUGGUAAGCACAUGCGGCCACAAGUGUUUCGAUCGAUUCGCGAAUAUCAAAAGGUCAAUCAUUUGCCUUGCUCCUUCCAAUUAGGCCGUAAAGAUCGAUUGUGGCGAAAUGUGUUCCAUAUGCAAAACCGUUGUGGACGAGAGAAUUUCAGUUUUAUGCCUGAGACAUUUUGUCUACCCGGUGAUCUGGAAGCGCUGAAAAAAGCGUGGGAUGAAGAUGGAGCUGACCAACGAUGGAUACUGAAGCCACCAGCAUCAGCCCGCGGGAUUGGUGUUCGUCUCAUCACAAAAUGGGCGCAGGUACCAAAGAAGCGUCAGGCUAUUGUACAGAGGUACCUCGGACGACCUUUUUUAAUAAACGACAGCAAAUUUGAUCUCCGAAUCUACGUAUACAUAUCAUCCAUUAAUCCUCUACGUGUUUACAUCCAUGAGGAAGGCUUGGUUCGAUUUGCAUCGCAAAAGUACAGUAACUCUCUUCGGUGUCUCGGGAACCGUUUUGUCCAUUUGACCAAUUACUCCAUCAAUAGGCUCAAUUCCGAGUACGUGAGCAAUUCCAACGAUCAGUUAGCCAAAGGUCAUAAGUGGAGCCUGCGAGCGCUGUGGGCCUACUUCAAAGCCCAAGGGAUUUCGCCCACUCCAAUUUGGUCAAGUAUAAAGGACGUGGUUGUAAAAACUGCGAUUAGCACUGAGGCUGCAUUCAAUGCAGCGAUCAACUCCUACUGCAAUCACAGCUGUUCUGUGCAUGAAGUGUUUGGUUUCGACAUUUUCCUAGACGAAAACCUACAACCUUGGUUGUUGGAAGUCAACGUUUCUCCUAGUAUGCAUUCCGAUUCUCCGCUGGACGCAAAAGUAAAAGGUACCGUGGUGAAAGAUAUGUUGAACCUCUGUGGCCUACGUCUACCGGAAUUCUCAGAAGUCAACUGCAACACAGUUGUUCCAACGUGUCUGGCCAAAGUGCGUCACCCCGAGCCGAGUGAAUCGCACUUUACCUCUAUCUUCCCCUCACUGUUACACUUCCAUUCUCCAAACAUUUCGAACGCUCCGAUUACCUCACCAUUUGGAAGUAGCGGCUCGUUGAAUGAGGAAGCCACCACCACUGAUCGUAAGGUAAACAGCUGUGGAAAUCAGGAGUGCUAUAUGCCCCAAUGCCUUCAGAAACCAAAGGGCCCCAGUCAUGAGUGGUUGAUGGACAGGAGACUGCACAUCACACAGCUCAGUGAGGAUGAGAAGGAGAAACGGAGAUAUUACGUCAUGCGUGCCACUCGGUAUGAGUUACCCAGAGCACCCAGUCGAUGCCACAGUCGUGUGAGUUCCAACGGAAGUGUUCGGGAAAGAUCAGCUAGUGCGGGCACCAAUAAUCGCCAAAAGUCUGCCAUUCGGCCUAAGUCUGGACCAAAUAAGUCUUCUGCGUUUUAUGUUGACGAGGACGGAGAUCAAGAUGGCUCAGUGAGUACAGUCUCCUCCUCUAGUGGAAAGUUGAGCGGCGUUAGUUCGGUCCGCUCGGUAGGAGGUUGGCAACAUCGAAACAGUAAGGAAGAGGUGAAUAACUCAUCCAAUAGGACUGCUCGUUCCAUGGGAAUAGGACCAUCUUCACCAGACUUGAAGAGUCACCGCUUUCAACCGGGAAGCAAUCUGGUCAAUCCGAAGCCUCCGGUUGUUACAAGAGAAAAGCUCACACACAAAACAACUUCUGGCAACACCAUUCUGCGUUCUUCAUCCAGCAGUUCGCAAGGUAGAACCAAAGUUCGGUCAUCCACUUCUCGCUGUGGAUCGGAAAGCCAAACUCCGACGAGAAUGCAGGGCACGCUCCCCCGUGUUAGGCUGAGCGUCGCCACAGCGGAUAUCCUCACCACUUUGACUCCGUCUGAUGUGCGGAUUCUCACAGCAAUGGUGGACGAGUUAGAGCGUGCCGGAGGCUUUCAAUGUAUAUUCCCUCCAUCGUCGGCCGGCUUAGCAGUGCGAUACUUGUCGUACUUCGAAGCUCCGCGGUAUGCAAAUCUAUUAUGUGUUGCAUACAUACAAAAAUAUGGACAAGAUAAGGAGGAAGGAGUAAAAAUGCUGAAGUUAUUGUGUGAGAAGAACCUUCAUCUUAUGUCCGGAGCUUUCGGGGACCGCGUGCAGCCGGAGCACAUUUGGCGGAAGCCAGCAAUUAACAUUCCGACUACCCCAUCCGAUUCCACCAAUUCACCAAAAUCCACUCCUUUGAUCAGAAGACCGUCGUACUCUAAAAGAACAGUGGUCUGAACAUAUUUUCAUCAUCCAUACCUGCAAAGCGCUGUGAUACGACCAUUUGGUUAUUCUGACAGGAUACCAUGAGUUGCUUUAAUCGAUUUGAUUACUAUCUAGGUUUUUCCUAGUUAUAUCCGAUUUCGCUUCAAGCGGUCAAACCUUGUUACUGAAACGAAAAGGACUGUCAGUAAGAUACCCAUGUAAACAACUACACACAAUUGUACACUG